This is a messenger RNA of Gastrolobium bilobum, 2054 nucleotides long. RefSeq names its product chaperonin CPN60-like 2, mitochondrial. Gene Ontology annotation, molecular function: ATP-dependent protein folding chaperone; ATP binding. The coding region runs from base 9 to 1733 and encodes 574 amino acids. The record is from RefSeq and is a predicted model, not a curated record. Gene Ontology annotation, biological process: protein refolding. Lineage: Eukaryota; Viridiplantae; Streptophyta; Magnoliopsida; Fabales; Fabaceae. Gene Ontology annotation, cellular component: cytosol; mitochondrion. The transcript has 17 exons.
CCAUUGCAAUGUAUCGAUUAUCUUCUAAAUUAGCUUCCUCCGUCGUUACUUCCACUUCAAAGAACCUUGUACGUAGUGGGGUAUUGUCAAGCAGAAGUUAUGUAAGCAAAGAUAUAAACUUUGGGGUUGGGGCUCGAGCCCCUAUACUGCAAGGGGUCUCUGAAGUUGCCGACGCUGUCAAAGUUACCAUGGGACCCAAGGGUCGCAAUGUGAUAAUUGAGAAAAGUCAUGGGAAUCCUAGGGUGACGAAGGAUGGUGUGACUGUAGCCAAGAGUAUCAAAUUUAAAGACAAAGCCAAAAAUGUUGGUGCAGAUCUGGUCAAGCAGGUGGCCAAGGCUACCAACACUGCUGCUGGAGAUGGUACAACUUGUGCAACUGUUUUGACUCAGGCAAUACUCAUAGAAGGAUGCAAAUCAAUUGCUGCUGGUGUAAAUGUCAUGGAUUUGCGUAAUGGGAUAAAUAAGGCAGUUGAUGCUGUAAUUACUGACUUGAAAAGCAGUGCAUUAAUGAUAAGUACACCAGAAGAGAUAACCCAGGUUGGAACUAUAUCUGCAAAUGGGGAGCGUGAUAUUGGAGAAUUGAUAGCAAGGGCAAUGGAGAAAGUUGGGAAGGAAGGAAUCAUUACUGUUGCUGAUGGGAACACUUUGGAUAAUGAGUUGGAAGUGGUAGAAGGAAUGAAGUUAAACAGAGGCUACAUAUCUCCUUAUUUUAUUACUGAUCAGAAGACCCGGAAAUGUGAAUUGGAGAACCCCUUUAUCCUCAUCCAUGACAAGAAAAUUUCUGACAUGAAUUCACUGUUGAAAAUAUUGGAGCUGGCAGUAACGAAAAAAAGACCGCUCCUAGUUGUUGCGGAAGAUGUCGAGAGUGACGCAUUGGCUAUGCUCAUACUCAACAAGCAUCAAGCUGGGCUUAAGGUUUGUGCUAUAAAAGCUCCUGGUUUUGGUGAUAGUAGAAGAGCAAAUCUAGAUGAUCUUGCAAUUCUUACUGGAGGAGAGGUCAUCACAGAAGAUCGAGGUUUGACUCUUGACAAAGUCCAACCAGAAAUGCUUGGCAGUGCAAAAAAGGUUACUGUCUCUGUUGAUGACACUAUCAUUCUCCAUGGUGGUGGGGAUAAGAUGCUCAUUGAAGAGAGAUGUGAACAGCUGAGGACAGCUAUGGAAAAGAGUUCUGCCACGUUUGAUAAAGAAAAAGCACAGGAACGCCUAUCAAAACUAUCUGGUGGUGUAGCUGUUUUCAAAGUUGGGGGGGCUAGUGAGGUGGAAGUUGGGGAAAGGAAAGAUAGGGUGACAGAUGCUUUAAAUGCUACUAGGGCAGCUGUGGAGGAGGGAAUUGUUCCAGGUGGUGGAGUUGCUCUCUUAUAUGCUUCCAAAGUCUUGGAGAACCUUCAAGUUCAAAAUGAGGAUGAGAAAAGAGGAGUACAGAUUAUUCAGAAUGCACUCAAGGCACCUACGGUUACAAUAGCUUCAAAUGCUGGUUUUGAUGGUGCUGUGGUUCACAGCAAAUUGUUGGAACAAGAUGAUCACAAUUUGGGUUUUGAUGCUGCUAAAGGUGCCUAUGUUGAUAUGGUAAAGGCUGGAAUUAUAGAUCCUGUUAAAGUUGUUAGAACAGCUUUGGUAGAUGCUGCCAGUGUCUCAUUGCUACUAACGACAACCGAGGCAGCUGUGCUGGAGAAUCCAAAUGACAAAAAUAAACCUCCCAGCAGGGUACCAGAUAUGGAUGAUUUGGAUUACUAACCUGUUUCCCCAAAUGACGAAGCAGUUUUGUGUAUCAAUAUUGGAGUCCUGCUGCUAAUUCCUUUUAAGGAAAUAUCUGAGUAUAAACUUUGGGGUCAUUGUCUUGUAUUUUAUGGAGUGAGGUUGAAAUUAUGCAACCUACGAUUUACAAUGUGUUGGGAAAAAUCAUGUCUGAUUCGAGUUAUCCUCAGCACCAGGAUAAGCUGAAAAUUUGUCUCAUUCUUUAGGUGUCAUUCACCUAGUUUAUGCUCCAAAAUUUUUGUAAUAUGUGCAAAUUAUAAGACUCGUGUUUUGCCCCAGUUUUUUUCAGAUUGUAAUGCU